Messenger RNA from Oryzias melastigma (Indian medaka), 1156 nucleotides. Its product is annotated as tripartite motif-containing protein 16-like. Gene Ontology annotation, molecular function: protein binding. NCBI's taxonomy places the organism in Eukaryota, Metazoa, Chordata, Actinopteri, Beloniformes, Adrianichthyidae. The transcript has a single exon. The annotation marks the transcript as partial. The record is from RefSeq and is a predicted model, not a curated record.
GAGGAGGUGACAGCAGCUGUGUCAGAGCUCACAGACAAACUGAAGGACAUUCUGAGAGAGGAAUGGACAAACAUCUCACUGGCAGUCACUAAUGUGGAUGUUUUACUGUCAGAACCAGAACCAGAACCAAAAAGCAGAGCUGACUUCUUAAAAUAUUCAUGUCAAAUCACACUGGAUCCAAACACAGCACACAGACAACUGUUACUGUCAGAUGAGAACAGAAAGGUGAAAUUGAUGAAAAAACCUCAGUCUGAUUCUGAUCAUCCAGACAGAUUUAUCUCAAAGUUUCAGGUUCUGAGUAAAGAGAGUCUGACUGGACGUUGUUACUGGGAGGUGGAGUGGAGCAGAAAUUGUGUUUAUGUAUCAGUCACAUACAAGAAAAUCAGUAGAUCUGGACAGGAAAGUAGAUUUGGUUUUAAUGACAAAUCUUGGGCAUUAUUUUGUUCUCCAAACAGUUUCUCAUUUCUCCACAACAGCAUUAAAACCUCCAUCUCUGCUCCUGGUUCCUCCAGAGUAGGAGUGUACCUGAAUCACAGAGCAGGUGUUCUGUCCUUCUACAGCGUCUCUGAAAGCAUGACUCUCCUCCACAGAGUCCAGACCACAUUCACUCAGCCGCUCCAUGCUGGAGUGAGGUUGUUUUGGUUUGAAGACUCAGCAGAGUUCUGUAAACUCAAAUAGUUCCUGAAAGAAAUGAAAUGUUUGUUUUAGUGAUUUCUCUGUUUUCCUUCAUUUUGAACUAAACUUUUUAACUGUUAAUAUUCUGUGGAGUCGAGUUUGUAGUCAGAAAAAAAGAGAAAUUAAAAAUCUCUAGAAUGUGGAUUUGAGACAUUCAAACCUUGUAGUGUAAAAUCUAUUUUCCGUUUGUUGCUUUGAACUUUGGGAUUUGACUGAAUUCAAAUUUCAAACAAAUGUUGUGUUCAUGUUUUUGUGUUGUUGUCAUGUGAACUGAAGGAAGCUGCAACACAAAUAGAAUCAGUGACGUCACAAUCAAAGACUUUCUCUGUUUGUUCUACACAGAAACUACAAGAGAAAAAACUGAAGGAGGAGAGUGUUUGUAGAAAGAAGAACAUUUACAACUUUGUUUACUUUCUUUUUGCUUAAUUUGACAACUUUGGAUUGAAGAUUUGUGUUUUCAUUUCUGUUCUUCAGAGAAAAG